AUGGAUGAUGGACUUGAUAUUCCCCAUUCGGGUCCAUCCAAUUUAGUUGGAAGCAAUGGGACAGCUUACAGACCCCGCGGAUACCAGCUGGAGAUGCUGCAGGCCAGUCUUCAGCAGAAUAUCAUUGUCGCUAUGGAUACCGGUAGUGGAAAAACUCAUAUAGCGGUACUACGCAUCAUUGCUGAGCUAGAGAUAUGUGCUCCCGAAAAGUUGGUUUGGUUUCUCGCUCCGACUGUGGCACUGUGUCUCCAGCAGCACGAAGUCAUUGCCUCGCAAAUCCCGUCCAUCAGGACGCGGGUGCUCACGGGAGCAGAUAAUGUCGACCGAUGGACUAAGCCAGCUGUUUGGAAUAGCGUGCUAGAGGGCGUCCGUGUGGUGUGUUCAACGUACGCUGUUCUUUCGGAUGCUUUGAACCAUGGAUUUGUGAGAAUGGCGCGGCUGGCUCUACUUAUUUUUGACGAAGCUCAUCAUUGCACCGGUGGCCAUCCGGCGAGAAAAAUCAUGCAAUAUCACUACCACCCCACACGUCUUAAAUCCGGAUCAGAUGCAAUUCCUCGAGUUCUAGGGCUGACAGCGAGCCCCAUAGUGAGAUACAAGCCCCAAGAUUUGCAGGCUAUUGAAGCAAGUCUAGAUGCGGUAUGCAAAACUCCCCGAGUGCAUCGGUCGGAGCUUCUCAAACAUGUUCACAGACCGCAGUUGGAAUGCAUUCGCUACAAGCAAUGCACUACAGAACAACCAAUGUUAGGGACUCGGUUGCUGUAUUCAUUGAUACAUUGCGCAAAAGCUUACGACAUCCAUGAAGACCCGUACAUGGAGAUGUUACGCUAUAAAUUGGAGUCACAAGGAAGUGCAGAAUUAUUAUCACAAACCGGGAAAACAUUUUGCAGCGAGCAACUUGCCAAGCUAAUCGAGCGCAGCCGUCAUAUGUACGAGGAGCUCGGUGGCUGGGCCACAGACUAUUUCAUUCAGGCUUCGAUUGACCAGCUUCGGAGGUCCAUAGAGGAGGACAACUCUAUGACAGGUCUAGACCGUGCUGAAAGAGUCUAUCUCCUCGAGCUUCUGCUUGGGAUGCCAGUUCCUGCAGACAAUGAAGCAGAAAGCUUUCAUAUUUCCCCAAAACUUGAGGUCUUGCUUGCUUUUCUUGAUAAGAUGGAUCGCCCUAAAUUCUCCGGUCUCAUAUUUGUGAGGCGGCGCGUUACAGUGAGCGUUCUGGCCCGUCUCUUAUCACUCCAUCCUGCAACGAAAGAUCGUUUCCGUUGUGCGCCAUACGUGGGCUGGUCAAGUAACAGUUCCCGUAAGGAUUACCUCGGUGAUCUCCUGACUCGCGACAUGCAACGGGAUACUCUCUCCGAGUUCAAGGCCGGGCGGAGAAACUUGAUUAUUGCCACCGAUGUUUUGGAGGAAGGCUUGGAUGUUAGCUCCUGCAGCUUGGUAAUCUGCUACGACAAGCCAUCAAAUCUCAAAUCCUUUGUCCAGCGUCGUGGCCGGGCCCGGCAUCAGCAAUCUACCUAUGCGAUUGUGAUGUCGACUGAAGAUCACUCAUUGGACUUCUACAAAUGGGAGCAACUAGAAAGAACUAUGAUUGAAGCAUACCAGAAUGACGAGAGAGUGCGUCAGAAGGCCUUGGAACUCGAGCGAAUUGAGGAGAAUGUUGAUGAUUGGCUAAUUGUGCCUUCUACAAGCGCACGUCUGUCCGCUGAUGAUGCAAUGCAACACCUGCACCAUUUUUGUGCUGUGCUACCUGUAGAUGAAUCUGUGGACAAUCGUCCAUCGUUUUCAUUUGAGGACAAUCCUAGAGGUCUCAUUCGGAGCACGGUCACUCUUCCUAAUUCAGUUCACCCCGCCGUUCGCCAGACACAAGGAAGGAGAUGGUGGCGAACUGAGCGUGCAGCCAGAAAGGAGUCAGCGUUCCAAGCGUACAAGGCAUUGUGGAAAUACGGUCUGGUAAACGACAAUCUCCUGCCCCUCACUCGAAAGCCCGAUUUACAAUUCACAGAAGACACUCAAUUACCAGCAGUCAUCGAAUGUUCGGAACAAUACGAUCCAUAUAUGGACUUGGCCAAUAUAUGGGUGUCUCCUGAUCCCCACCAGACAAAUAUCACCGUAUCGCACAAGGGAGUCGUGAACCAGAAUUUUCUUAUGUCAAUGGUGUUGCCCCAAUGGACCCCUAUGCCGGAUGAUAUGACAUUCUACUGGAGUAAAGAUGAAACUCUGAAAGUAUCCUUGACUGAUCCGCAGCGACUUAUGGACUUCACCACGGAGACUCUUCAAACCAUGAGGGAAAUCACUUCUAUAUACCUUCAAGCACCUUCAUCGCGAGUAAAUGGACCCGAGAAGGAUUUUGUGGCCCUAUUUGUCCCCACGGCUCCACCCGGAACUUUCGAGGAAUGGAUCCAGAAAUAUCAGGGCACGGACAAAGCUUUGGAUAUCUAUGCCCAAGAUCCCACCCGUCCGCUGGUUGGCAUCGUGCGAGAUACAGCAAAAUACAGCGAACCUCGCUUGUUCAGAGAGUGGGUCAUUUCUAGAACAGACCAGAAGACUCACGUUGAGAUAGAGUGUCAGUCCCUUCCUCGUCGGCGAAACCUGCUGCAGGACUGGAAUACUGCGACGGCUGGAGAAGAUGGCGAGAUGGCGACCCCAAAGACCCACAUUGUACCAGCCGCAGGCUGCACAGUAGACAGGCUGCCUUCCGAGAUUGCUAUCUUCGGACGUUUCAUAUCCGCAAUUCUGGACCGCUUUGAAGCCACUAUGGUCGCUCAUAAGCUCAAUGACACCAUUCUGAAAGGCGCAAAAAUCUCGAAGAUUGAGCACGUCUUGACAGCGAUCACCAGUCCCAUUGCUCAAGCUACAGCCAACUACCAGCUAUAUGAGUUCUUUGGAGACUCUGUCUUGAAAUUCACCGUCAGUUGCCAGCUCUUCUUCCUGCAGCCCAAAUGGCAUGAAGGCUAUCUCUCUGAGAGCCGGGACAAGCUUAUCCAGAACAAACGUCUCGCUCGUGCUGCACUUGAUACUGGAUUGGAUAGCUUUAUCCUAACUAACCGCUUCACUCCGCGCAAAUGGAAUGCCCCGUUGGUGUCCAAGAGGGUGUUGAUGAAGCCUGGCAAACGACAGCUCUCCAUGAAGGUAUUGGCCGAUGUGGUCGAAGCAGUGAUUGGCGCUGCUUAUAUGGACGGUGGGAUGGAAAAGGCACAAGCCUGCCUCCAUAGAUUUCUCCCAGAGAUCACGUUGUUCACCAAAAAUAUCCCAUCAUUUAUAAAUCCGACAGACACGCCAAAGCUCAAGCUGAUUAAUGAACAUUGUAUCUCAAAGCUAAUCGGGUAUACAUUCAAACAAACAUCUCUCCUGACAGAAGCACUCACUCACCCAUCCUGUGAGUUUGAUACCAUCACUCAGUCUUACCAGCGCAUUGAAUAUCUUGGAGAUGCUGUUCUUGACAUGGUCGUUGUCUCUGUGAUUGCCGCAUAUCCACACAAGAUCUCACAGGGCAAGAUGACUCUCAUCAAGCAUGCUGUGGUGAAUGCAAAUCUCUUAGCCUUUCUCUGCUUGGAACACUCUGUCCUAGAUACAACUACAGAGAUGGAGAAAACAUCAACAGGAGACCUUGAUCUCGUUACGCGCUCCAAGGAAAUCCAGCUGUGGCAAUUUCUCCGUUUCAAUGGGCCGGUCAUCAAAGCCUCGCGCGAUGCAUGCGUAGAAAGAUAUAAGGUGUACCGCACGGAGAUUCAAAACGCCUUGCAUUCCUCGCAGACGUAUCCAUGGGCGCUCUUCGCCAUUCUGCGAGCAGAUAAGUUCAUCUCUGAUAUUGUGGAAAGCACAAUUGGGGCGAUCUUCGUCGACUCCCAGGGCAGCCUUGAGGCUUGCACAGCCUAUGCCGAGCGCAUCGGGCUGCUACCAUACUUGCGCCGUAUCAUUUCCGAUGGCGUUGAUGUCAAGCACCCGCGCAACAAGGCCCAAGAUCUCAUGAAGGCGGCUGGAAGUCUUGCUUUCAAAGCUAGGAGAGUGGAAGUGAAAGGUGGGGCCGCCACAUACCAGUGCUCUGCGGUUAUCAAUAAGGAAGUGGUUGCUUCCGUGCAAGGCUGUACAUCUGCGGAAGAGGCCGAAAUCAAAGUAUCCCAUAUUCUCAUUGAAAAGGCCAGAGCUGACAAAGUUGCGGCGGAGCAGACUGCCACACACAUGGUGAUUUGA
Penicillium macrosclerotiorum is the source of this 4185-nucleotide messenger RNA. Its product is annotated as putative RNA helicase/RNAse III. Gene Ontology annotation, cellular component: nucleus; cytoplasm; RISC complex. Bases 1 to 4185 code for a protein of 1394 amino acids. Lineage: Eukaryota; Fungi; Ascomycota; Eurotiomycetes; Eurotiales; Aspergillaceae. The record is from RefSeq and is a predicted model, not a curated record. Gene Ontology annotation, molecular function: ATP binding; ribonuclease III activity; RNA binding. Gene Ontology annotation, biological process: siRNA processing. The transcript has 7 exons.